GCUUCUCUCGGACCUCUUUUGUCGUGCAUUAUCUGCCCUUCGUCUGCGCGUGCGAGUAUAAUAGACGGUGCACGCACGAGGAGAUCGGCACACUGGGACGUAUCAUCGGAUCAUCGGCUGUGCGACGAUAACUGGGUCAACAGGUCGGCUGUGCUCUUUGGAGAGGAAGGGUAUACCGGAGAUCUAUAUUUAGAACCGUGUUGGAUCCUUGCACCCCAUAGGCAGUACUGGCAGUAUAUUGGACCGAGAACUCGACGAUUUGUCCGAUUUUGAGUAUACCCAUCGCAACCAGUUUCAUCUGGCGCUCGUCUCCCGAUAGGCGCGAGCAACAAUCGCACGUGCGCCCGAGGACACCUCCGGCUGAUGCACCAGUAGUCCACGGGAGCCUGCACUACACCCGCGUUGUACCAAGCCUCUGGAUAACGAGCCAUGAAGUCGACGCUCGGAGCUCCCGCAGUUGGCGCCCUCGUGAUCAUCCUGGUGCUGGACGCUAUCGUGGCGGCUAGCCCCUGGGCUCCGCCCGAAACACCGCCGCACGUACAAAUCGAAGACACGUCCUACUGGAUGAAAUCGGGACAGGAAAAUCUCCGUCGGGUCCUGACGAUGCAGAACAACGUGAAGCGCGCGAGGAACGUGAUAAUCUUCAUCGGAGACGGCAUGGGCCCGUCGACGGUCACCUCCGGUCGGAUAUUCAAGGGCCAGCGAAAGGGUAAAUCCGGCGAGGAGUACAAGCUCUUUUUCGAGCAAUUCCCCAGCACCGGAUUCUCGAAAACUUACAACGUGGACAAACAGGUGCCGGACUCGGCGGGUACGGCCACGGCCAUAUUUUCGGGAGUCAAGGCCCAAUAUCGCAUGCUCGGCCUCAAUCACGGGGCCAAGUACAACGUUUGCGACAAAAAGGUCAACGAGGAGAGCUACCUGACAACCAUAGCCAGUUGGGCCCAGGAGAGCGGUAUGGACACAGGCUUCGUGACAACGACACGAGUCACGCACGCAACCCCAGGUGCCCUGUACGCCCACACGAACAACCGAGACUGGGAAUGCGACAGUCAAAUACCAAGCCGGUAUCGAGACGUCUGUAUCAAGGAUAUAGCUCGCCAGCUGGUCGAGGACGCACCCGGAAACAAGUUCAAGGUAAUAAUGGGUGGAGGGGCUGGUGCGAUGGGCAUGAGGUUGAAGAGCGCGCCGUUCGACAGUGACGGUUGCCAUCGUCAGGACGGCCGGCAGCUGGACAGAACUUGGCUGGAGGCCAAUCCUAAAGCUAAGAUCGUGACCACGACUCAGGAACUGCUGUCUGUCAACGUAACCGCCACCGACAAACUCAUGGGCAUCUUUGCCGAUAGCCACUUGCCGUACGCGGCAGUCAAAAACGACUCGGUUCCCACAUUAGCCAACAUGACGGUCCAGGCCAUCAAAAUGUUGCGAAAAAACAGGAACGGCUUCUUCCUCCUGGUCGAAGGUGGAAAAAUCGACCUCGCUCACCACCAAAACUACGCUCAGCUGGCCCUGCACGAGGUCAUGGAGCUCGACGAUGCGGUGACGGCAGCCGCGCAUAGCGUCGACAUCGACGAGACCCUGAUCAUCGUGACGGCCGAUCACUCGCACGCCUUCACGAUGAACGGCUACCCCAAACGGGGCAACAACAUCCUCGGCUUGACCACGGCUAACGAAAACCCGCAGACCUUCGAGACGCUCAGCUAUGCCAAUGGGCCGGGAUACUAUUACCAUCGCAUCAACGAGACCUUUGUCAACCAAACCUGGAGGAACCUCGAGGAAGACGAGACUAAGAAAACGAAUCCGUACUACAGGCACUUUGCCGCCAGGUACCUCAAGGACGAGACCCACGGUGGUGAAGACGUCGGGGUCUACGCUAUUGGACCGUAUUCCCACCUGUUCCGCAGUACUUUUGAACAGAACUACAUAGCUCACGUGGUGGCUUACGCGGCCUGUUUCAAGGACUGGCCAUCUCACUGCGAUCAGUCGUACGUACGCUACUACUACGACACCAAAAAAUACGGAACCAGUUCAGCCUCGGCCCUUGUGCCGACUUUCCUGAUACUCGCGCUUGUUAUAAGUCACAUCAUGAAAUAUAUUUAAUGAGAGUGUCUCUGCGUCCUAGAUACUACUCCCUGUAGUGCUGCACGGGAUUGUGGUAUUGUGUAUAGUAAAUCGUUUGUUAGGAAUUUUAUUUUAUGUAGUAUGCGUCUUGUCUGCGAGAGAGAGAAAGAGAGAGAUGAGUGAACAGUCAUGCCUGUGCCGUUGUAUCCGUGAAUUUUUUGGAUACUGUUGUUGUACCAGAUUUAUCAAGUUUUUCGUAGAUUUCGUCACGAAUACUCAAAUUGUCACCAGAAAAGUGUAAAAUUAAAAAAAUACUUGGGAGGAUUAUUUUUAAGAUAAUCUGCUCAAAAUGUAACACUUGUAGCGUCAGCGUACUAUGUUGUAAUAAGUUUUAGUUUGAUGAUUCCUUUUUGUCGUGCAUUUAAGAAACCGCUAUCACAUAUUUUUUUCUGAAUGAAAUUUCAUACAGCAAGACAACUUUUUUUGUAAAGCAUCCUUCAUCAUGAAAGUGUUUAUUCAUUAGAAAGUUUUCAUUGUAAAAUAGUGACAAAGUUUAAUAUUUUAGCCAAUUUGUUGUAAACUAUCACGAAAAAUCACGAAUGCGUAUUAUUCGUCUUGUACGUCGUAUUUGUAAAAUGUUAGUCAUUUUAAUUAAUUUUAUGUGAUUUUUGUGAUGGCGUAGUAGUCAUAUUUUAAUAGCAUGUACAUAACUGCAUUCCGAAAUGCCUGUUGCGCUAUAUAUUUUGUAUACUUUCAAUUAUACAAGUAAUCUAGCAAAUUAGGAUUAAUUUUAAGUGUCGAAUUUUACUAUCCACACAACGAAUUGAACAGAUUAUAAUUUAUUAAUGUAUAAAUUUUUCGUUUAUGCGUAAAAAUACUAUUUUUCAGCUGCAGCUGUGACUCGAUGUUGAUGUACCAUAUAUAAGUAUGAGGCGAUGGCAGAUUUCCCUGUAAAUUUUCCUGUACCUUAAACAGUAUUUUCCUAUUCAUGUAUAAGAUGUUUAUAUAUGAUUCACGAAUCAUUGAUACAAUCGAGAGUCAAUUUUUUUAAUAUAGCAAACUUGUUAGGCUUUCAGCUUUUCUGAAAAGCAGAUACAUUCCAAAAAUAAUUAUACAUAAUUUGUAAAUAAAGUUAUAUUUUAAACAAAUA
Messenger RNA from Copidosoma floridanum, 3208 nucleotides. Its product is annotated as alkaline phosphatase 4-like. Gene Ontology annotation, molecular function: alkaline phosphatase activity. NCBI's taxonomy places the organism in Eukaryota, Metazoa, Arthropoda, Insecta, Hymenoptera, Encyrtidae. The record is from RefSeq and is a predicted model, not a curated record. Gene Ontology annotation, biological process: dephosphorylation.